Messenger RNA from Onthophagus taurus, 2263 nucleotides. RefSeq names its product Deubiquitinating enzyme A (gene Duba). Gene Ontology annotation, molecular function: K63-linked deubiquitinase activity; cysteine-type deubiquitinase activity. Gene Ontology annotation, biological process: protein deubiquitination. The record is from RefSeq and is a predicted model, not a curated record. Lineage: Eukaryota; Metazoa; Arthropoda; Insecta; Coleoptera; Scarabaeidae.
GGCAAUGAAAUAAUAGUGACAGCUGUUCGUCUUAUCAAAAUAUUUUGAUGAUUAUUUCCGAAGUUUUCACGUCCAGGAAACGAUACAAUCGGAAAAACGGUUCGUAGCGAAACUGCACGUGCACAAUGACGAUUCUACCGGCGAAAAGGGCGUCCACGUCCGCCGAAGAAAACAAAGAUACCAGCACCCAAAACGGCAACCCAACACGACGGGAUCAUAAUAUAUCUCAUACCAGCAGUCUUAAUGAUACCGCUUCUAACAGAAGACCGUUCCGAAGAAAAAGUACCACUCCGGAACCAAGCGAACAUUGUCUGCGCAAACGCUUUAAAGUACGCAGGAAGCAACGCGAUAACCGAGAACGCAAAGGUAAGCGAUUGGAAACCCCGGAAGAGACGCUUGAAACCGCAGCGACACCUCCAUCAUCUGAAAUUUCGGAAGUCGUCGCUUCCGAAUGCGAACGCGAACAACUUGCUCUUAACAUCGAAUCUGAAGAGGGUACCGGAUUUAAUAGUGAAGAUGAGUAUGGACCUACAUUAGGCAAUUUGAAAGAUCGACAUUUAACCGAUGAAGAAUGGUCGGCUAGAGAUGCUCUUUUCGCAAGAUGUCUAUCCGACUUAGGCUAUGAAAUUAAGCAGAUGCACGAAGAUGGAGCGUGUCUAUUUCGCGCAAUAGCUGACCAAAUAUAUGGUGACCAAGAAUUGCAUUACAUGGUUCGAAGUGCUUGCAUGGAUUAUAUUGUAAAAAACAAAGAUUUCUUCGCACCAUAUGUAACAGAAGAUUUUGACAAAUACGUUGCACGUAAACGAAAGUGGAACGUACAUGGUAAUCAUCUCGAAAUUCAAGCGUUAAGUGAAAUGUACAAUAGAACUAUCGAAGUCUAUUGUUAUCAAAUAGAGCCUAUUAAUAUUUUUAACGGAUCGCGUAUUAACACUGAUGAACCAAUUCGGCUUUCUUAUCAUAGAAUGUGCCACUAUAAUUCGAUUAGUAACCCGAAUAAUCCAUCAGUAGGUGUAGGACUUGGUUUGCCAGCUUAUCAUCCGAUCGAUUUGAACCGUAGAAGAAUGGUGGAUGCUGUUCGUGCUAGCGAAGAACUUUUGAUCGAACAAACUAUGCUCGAAGAUAAAAUUAAAGCCACCGAUUGGGAAGCGACUAAUGAAGCACUUGAAGAAGAAGUUGCUCGAGAAUCGUACAUUCAAUAUUUUCGAGACGCUGAACGUAGAUUGAAACCACAAAGUUCUGCUUGUGCCGGUAGCAGUUCAACGGUUACUUCCGCGGUUUGUUCGAGCCCGAGGGCAAAUCGUAGGGGUUCUAUGUCACCAAAAGGUGGUUCGUCCCCGAAAGGAAACUCUUCACCAAAAGCUAGCUCUCCCAAGAGUCAUAGAAUGAGUCCCAGAAAUUUAAAUCAUUGUGGGAACAAUGAAUUCGAUCCAACUCCUGAAUUACAACCAUCAACAAGUGUUUCAUAUCAGGAGUUUAAUGAAACUAAUAAGGCUUCUAACGCGGAAAUUAGUGACGAAGAUUGGGAUGAUGGAAUAAUGGCUCAGGUUUUAGCCGAAUCUCGGAACACUUAUUUAGAUGAAUUGAAGCGCAAUUCCAAACGUCGAAUUGGAUCCCCAGGACCGUCAACGUCGAGUUAAACGCGAUUAUUUAUAAAAAUGUUAAUUGUUUUUUCUUUUUGUUUGUUUUGAUGGGUCGAAAGGCAAUUUCAUUUUUGCAUAUUUGUGAUAGUAUUGUAUUGCCCUUAUUUUAUCAUCGCUCAAAUUUAUUUUUUAUUUGCUAACAUAUGGAUCAUUCGUUUCUUUUCUCGUUAAUUUCCUUUUCUUUUUUUAAAACAAAUAUAUAUGUUUAAAAAUAAAUAUAACAUACAUGCAUAUAAUAUAGUACAUAUAUAGGAUAUACGCAAUUGGUAUGUUAUUACAAUUACUUACAAUUCAAGUUUUAGAUUCAUAUAUAGAUAUAAAAAUAUCAAUUGUGUAUAUGUAUACCUUACAAAUAGUUAAUAAAUUCUUUUUGUUUUUUUUGCGCACUUUGUAGGAUUAUACAAAGAGUUUACGUUCGUUUUCACGUUUUUUAACAAUCGAAAUGUAUAAUAAAAAAGUACAUUUUGGCCCUGGUGCCAAUUGAUGUCCAUUUCAUUCCCGUUUAAUAUUAUUAUUAUAAUAAAUAUUUGUUUUUUUUCUGUUUUAUUAGAUAGUUUUCAGCAUUACGUCUACGAAGUGUAUUUUUUUUGGAAACUUUUCAAUUAAAAUUUAAUAGUAAUGGA